Messenger RNA from Engraulis encrasicolus (European anchovy), 1999 nucleotides. RefSeq names its product NIMA-related kinase 12 (gene nek12). The transcript has 4 exons. The record is from RefSeq and is a predicted model, not a curated record. Gene Ontology annotation, molecular function: ATP binding; protein kinase activity. NCBI's taxonomy places the organism in Eukaryota, Metazoa, Chordata, Actinopteri, Clupeiformes, Engraulidae. Bases 119 to 1801 code for a protein of 560 amino acids. Gene Ontology annotation, biological process: protein phosphorylation.
UUGAUAAUAGAGAUCAACAUUUCAAUUUUCAUCCAUAAAAGUGUAUUGAAACGAAACAUCCUCGUGUUGCUGCUGGAGAUGUGUUGCUGCCAGCAUCCUACACCAGUAAGUUUUGGAUAUGGAAGUGUACGAGAGCAUACUCUCUCUCGGCAAGGGUGCAACAGCUACUGUAUUUUUGAUGAAGCAUGUCGAGACGUGCAAACUGUACGCGGUGAAAAGAGUAGGAGUUGACAGCUCGCAUAAAACUCGCACCAAAGAAGCGGUGUUGCAAGAGGCAGACAUACUGAAGAAACUCAAACAUCCACAUGUCGUCAGCUGCUUCGAUGCAGUUUUUGAUUCUGUCAACCAGUUCGUGCACAUUGUGAUGGACUACUGUGAUGGUGGCACACUUGAUGACCAAAUCCAAGCUCACAAGCCUAAUGACUAUUUUCCAGAAGGUAAGGUUAUGGAAUGGUUUGUACAGGUUACCAUGGCUGUCAGUUUUAUACACUCAGCUAAAGUCCUGCACAGAGACAUCAAAACUUCCAAUGUCCUCCUGACAAAAAAGGGAAUUCUGAAGAUUGGAGAUUUCGGAAUUUCUAAGAUGAUGAGCAACACAUUGGAUUUAGCUCGCACAUGCGUUGGCACACCCAACUACCUGAGUCCAGAGCUCUGCCAGGACGUCCCAUACAGUACCAAGUCAGACAUAUGGGCACUGGGCUGCUUACUGUAUGAGAUGUGUGCCCUCAAACCACCGUUUGAUGCCACCAACCUCCUGAGUUUGUUUUUCAAAAUCAUCAAAGGUGACUAUGAACCCGUGUCCCAGAGGUACUCCGAAUCACUUCACUUGCUCAUCAAGUCCAUGUUACAUGAGGAGCCUGAAGCCAGGCCGAGCGCUAACAGCAUCCUGAACACCGCCUUUGUCCAAGAUCACCUGGGCCAUUUUGUUCAUCACAGGGUGACCAAGGUCAGUAAGGUGGUCACGGACUGUCAGGCGCCACCCAAAGAGGAGGCUGCUGGUGAGCUGCCACACCAAGACUGUGGACUACAGAACAUUAUGGAGGCCUGCAUGGAGGAUGGAGAUGAUGCUACUAAAGUAUCCAUGGUACCACUGGACGUCAGACAGCAAGGGACAGAUGAGGGGGAGGAAGAUGACAUGGGCUCGGACUACUCAGAAGACUUUGAUGACCACGAAAGUUUGUCUUCUGCUGAGGACAGCAUGGACAGACUCGAGUCACUCUCACAUGAUCCGGCUGCUGCAGGGGACGAUGUUACAUGUGUUUGCACAGACACAGCUGAGGAGACGGAGCCAACCGACUACCCAGAUGACUUUGAGGAGGUGGACGAGGAGGAGGAGGAAGAUGAGGAGGAGGACUUAGCUGGUGUGGUCAGUAAUGCCAGAGUUGCCAUGGAGAUGAGGAUGGAGAUGGAGGAGGAGGAGCAGGCCUUUGAGGAGGAGGUGCAGCUGAAGGAUGCUGGAGGCCUGCUGGUCACCAUGAAGGUCCUCAGAGACAGAUACAUGGAGGAUGUCGGGUCGUCUCUUUACAUGGAGAUCAGCGAUCACUUUGCUAAUGGAUUGACCCCAAAGGACUUGCUGCCACAGUUUGAGCAUGUGUUAGUUGAGACUGAAAACCAGUGUCUCCUGAGACUGCCUGGUGCCUGCUUGUGUUUGUUGACAUUCGGUCUCGUGGGAACUGCACAAACAUCCAGGCGCAAAUGGUACGAAGACGACGGCAGAAAUGAGGUGGCACUUCUGAAAUACUUAUUUUAUUUUAUUUUUUUGCACACCGACGUCAUGCUGAGCCAGUGUUUGAAUAAAUGAACCAACCGAAUAAGGAGAGAGAUGCAGCACAUUCAUACAUUCAUUGCCUGGAGGACACUGGGAGGAAAAGUACAAAAAUGUGCACUUUUCAUGAACCCAAACACAGGAUGGGUCACAGCCGACCCAAGAAAGAAAACGCAAGCAGCUGUGUGUGUUUUCUUUCAGCUUUUUUUUCUGUCAUUAAAAAUUAACACGUCA